AUGCAUUCUUCUAACCUAUUAAAGAAGCUUCAUAUAACAAGGCUGUCCAACCACAACACAGAGACCAACAAACCUGAACCCGGAACCAUGGACUACUAUCAACAGCCCCAGCCCACUGUGCACGAACAACCUGUUCAACAGCAGGCACCCACCCAGCAACAGCAGCAGCAACAGGCUGCCAUACAGAACAACCUCACCAGUGAGGCCAUCCAGAGAUCGUUGUUACCUCAACGCUCUACCGUUUCCAGAGGUAAGUACUCGUUGACCGACUUUCACAUCAUGAGAACCUUGGGCACGGGCUCCUUCGGAAGAGUCCACUUGGUUAGAUCGGUCCACAACGGAAGAUACUAUGCAAUCAAAGUAUUGAAGAAGCAGCAGGUUGUCAAAAUGAAACAAGUGGAACACACAAAUGAUGAACGUAGAAUGUUGAAGUUGGUAGAACACCCAUUUUUGAUUAGAAUGUGGGGCACCUUCCAAGACUCCAAGAACUUGUUCAUGGUUAUGGACUACAUUGAAGGUGGUGAGCUUUUCAGCUUGUUACGUAAAUCCCAAAGAUUUCCAAACCCAGUGGCCAAGUUUUACGCUGCAGAAGUCACUUUGGCAUUGGAAUAUUUGCACAGUCAUGAUAUCAUCUACCGUGAUUUGAAACCUGAAAAUAUCUUGUUAGACAGAAACGGCCACAUCAAGAUCACCGACUUUGGAUUUGCUAAGGAAGUGAGCACUGUUACUUGGACUCUUUGUGGAACCCCUGAUUACAUUGCGCCAGAAGUCAUUACAACCAAGCCAUACAACAAGUCUGUGGAUUGGUGGUCAUUGGGUGUCUUAAUUUUUGAAAUGUUGGCUGGUUACACUCCAUUUUACGACUCGACUCCUAUGAAGACUUACGAAAAGAUUCUUUCUGGUAAAAUUCACUACCCUAGUUUCUUCAGUCCAGAUGUCAUUGACUUGUUGGAAAAUUUGAUCACUGCUGACUUGACAAGACGUUUGGGUAACUUGAUUAACGGGCCAGCUGAUAUCAGAAACCAUCGUUGGUUCUCUGAGGUCGUCUGGGAGAAGUUGUUGGCCAAGGAUAUCGAAACGCCAUACGAACCUCCUAUUACUGCUGGUGUUGGUGACUCCUCAUUGUUCGAUCACUACCCAGAAGACCAGCUGGACUACGGAUCGGUAGGCGAGGAUGUAUACGCCCAUUACUUUCUUGAAUUCUAA
Messenger RNA from Suhomyces tanzawaensis NRRL Y-17324, 1206 nucleotides. RefSeq names its product cAMP-dependent protein kinase catalytic subunit (gene TPK2). The record is from RefSeq and is a predicted model, not a curated record. Gene Ontology annotation, cellular component: cAMP-dependent protein kinase complex; nucleus. Gene Ontology annotation, biological process: peptidyl-serine phosphorylation. Bases 1 to 1206 code for a protein of 401 amino acids. The transcript has a single exon. Gene Ontology annotation, molecular function: cAMP-dependent protein kinase activity; ATP binding. NCBI's taxonomy places the organism in Eukaryota, Fungi, Ascomycota, Pichiomycetes, Serinales, Debaryomycetaceae.